UUUAGAUGAAAGCUCCGUGCCCAUUCACGCAACCGCGCCGAGCCGCCGAGAUUAGGACCAGGUCGUCCUCUGAACCGGCUCAAUUAUUCAGCUCAGAUGACCUCAUCAUAUUCUCAGCUUCGUAGCAACUGCGGUGCUCUGAUUUGUUCUCUUAACUUGAGAGACAUCACCGGCUAAUCGUUCCAGCUGCUAUCAGCUAUCGCCAUGGCGUCGUCUUCCUCCUUGUUCAAGCAGCUGGGCCUUACGGGGGCCGGCUCCCCCCUCUCCGGCCGCCACCUCCUCCUCAUCCUCCUCGGUGCAGGCUUCCUCGCGUUCACCGUCUUCGUCGUCCACCCCAACGAGUUCCGAAUCCAAUCCUUCUUCGCAGGCAGCUGCGGCCGCCCCAGCGCGGAGGCCGUCGCUGCCGCGUCACCCGACAAGGCUGGCAGCGUCCCCCGUGCCACCGCCACGGAGGCCGCACAGGCGCCGGCGCCGGCGCCGGACGACGACGCCGAUGUGCGCGUCCUCAUCGGCAUCCAGACGCUGCCGGCUAAGUACGAGCGGCGGCACCUGCUGCGGACGGUGUACUCGCUCCAGGUCCGUGAGCACCCGUCCCUCGCCGGGCGCGUGGAUGUCCGGUUCGUCUUCUGCAACGUGACGUCCCCGGACGACGCGGUGUUCGUGGCGCUGGAGAUCAUGCGCUACGGCGAUAUCAUCGUGCUGGACUGCGCGGAGAACAUGGACAACGGCAAGACGUACACCUUCUUCUCCACCGUGGCCCGCGCGUUCAACACCACCAGGUACGACUACGUGAUGAAGGCCGACGACGACACGUACCUGCGGCUGCCGGCGCUGGCGGCGUCGCUGCGCGGCGCCGCCCGGGAGGACGCCUACUUCGGGCUGCAGAUGCCGUGCGACCGCGAGAACUUCUACCCGUUCCCGCCCUUCAUGUCCGGGAUGGGGUACGCGCUGUCGUGGGACCUGGUGGCGUGGGUGGCGGCGUCGGACCUUGCCCGGCGCGAGCAGGACGGGCCCGAGGACAUGUGGACGGGGCGGUGGUUCAACCUCGCCGGCAAGGCCAAGAAUCGGUACGACCAGGCGCCGCGGAUGUACAACUACAAGGGCGCCUCGCCGGACAGCUGCUUCCGGCACGGCUUCGUCCCGGACACCAUCGCCGUGCACAUGCUCAAGGACGACGCGCGUUGGGCCGAGACGCUCGCCUACUUCAACGCCACGGCGGGGCUCCCGCUCUCCGGCCAGCUCUACCACCUGCCGCCGCCGGCAGGCAGCAGGCCCUGAGCUGAGUUGAAGUUGAACGGUUCCGUUCUUGGCGUGUUCGCUCCCGUGGGGCUCGGUCCCCGGAUGCCUGGGUUGGAUGUUGUCAAGGGUUGGUGGCGGUAGUUAGGCGAGAGGGAGGAUAAUCGUCUUGCCCAUUUGGUGUCGCUGCUGAAUAAUGCUGCUAGAAUAGGUGGUGGCAUAAUUGGGUUUGCUUGCAUUUUCGAGUUUGAAAUGGUGCCUCAUCCCUGGACGCAACUGAUGCCGUUGCGAUCAAACUUUCCGAACUGAAUGAAGUUUCAAUUUUUUUUUUGAGGGGUAUGAAAA
Messenger RNA from Panicum hallii, 1581 nucleotides. Its product is annotated as beta-1,3-galactosyltransferase pvg3-like. Gene Ontology annotation, cellular component: Golgi membrane. The transcript has a single exon. NCBI's taxonomy places the organism in Eukaryota, Viridiplantae, Streptophyta, Magnoliopsida, Poales, Poaceae. Gene Ontology annotation, molecular function: hexosyltransferase activity. Bases 205 to 1278 code for a protein of 357 amino acids. The record is from RefSeq and is a predicted model, not a curated record.